AUGGGACAAGACAAGCUUCUUUGUCUGGUUAGAAGACACGUGGCACAGGCCAGAGUGCAGCCGACUCUCUCGUCCGAACAAGUGGAUCUCCUGUUUCGAGAGCCCGGGAUAUUAUCUGGCUACCGACCCUCAGGACAGGGGUUUAUUUACUACUUUGCUAGCAUUCUUCAUAUUCACAAUGAAACAAUCAAUAUAUGGACACAUCUUGUAGGCUUUUUCCUGAUCCUCUACAGAUGGCUGAGCCUGCUUUAUGACCCUUCCUCCAGCUCAGAUUUCCUUCCGGUUAUUACAGCUUUCAGUGUGUGUUGUCUGGCUUAUACAUUCUGUAGUACUCUAGCUCAUACGUUACAUUCCAAAUCUCCCGGCCUCCAUUAUCUCUGCUUCCAAAUAGAUUAUGCAGGAAUAGGCUUCUAUACACUGGGCUGUAGUAUAUACGUAUUUUACGUCAGUUGUUAUCACCAGUAUUUUGUAACACUGCGGCGUUACUUUCUUCCCUCCGUGGUCAUCAUGAGUGCAACUGGGUGCCUCUGCUGCUGUAUAGCCAAGCUGAAGUACACACGACCUUAUCCUUUCCGGAGGAAAUUGUGGCAAUUGUUUUCCUUCGGUACACAGACCGUGCUGGUGUUUUCUCUCGUGCUUCCUAGAUACGUUAACUGUGUAAGCGACCCCCAGUGUCAUCUGAGUUCACUUAGCCACCAUUCGAACGUUGUGGCUUUUAUAACUACGUCUGUGUUCUUCUUCUCCAGUCAUGUUCCAGAUAAACUCAUUCCAGGCAAGGUUGACAUUAUUGGGCAAGGACACCAGAUUUUUCACGUAUUAUGCACGGUGGGAACGCUUCUGCAAUUCGACACAAUUGUGUGGGAUAUAAAACACUAUGCCACAAUGGACAUGAUUCCAAGUACAUCGGCUAUAUGUCUUGCAAUGUGUUCAUAUCUUCUCUUAGUUAUAUGUGUUAUUAACACACUCCGUCCGUUUGUUGUAGAUAGGAUACAAAAGGAUCUCAAUUUCAAAACUCGACUAAACAAUAAAUUACAAUGAAUCAAACAAAG
Molecule: messenger RNA, 1049 nt
Organism: Saccostrea echinata
Lineage: Eukaryota; Metazoa; Mollusca; Bivalvia; Ostreida; Ostreidae
Product: membrane progestin receptor beta-like
Exons: 1
Coding region: 1-1038 (345 amino acids)
Cellular component (GO): membrane
Molecular function (GO): signaling receptor activity
Source: RefSeq, a predicted model, not a curated record